AUGGAAGUCGAAUAUUUCUAUUCAUGGAUACUAAAAAAGGGUGUGAUUAGAUUGCUAGGCAGCUCUGCAUGGAUGGAUGGCCCGCACUUUCAAUUCAAGGAGACAAAAGUCAAGAAGAAAGAGGUAAUUGAAGUAGUUUCUUUGGAAAUUGUCAAUAACUUUGUUGGAAAAGAUAAUUUUGAAACUGAGAUGCGGACAGUGAGAAAGUACUUGGAAGAUUUUGGUUAUGUGAGUAUAAGAAAGAUCCAAAAAAUGGUGAACUUGAAGCUCUAUCUUUUGGUUUUAAUCUAUGUGAAGAUGUGGACACAAGGGAACAUGUUUAAUUUUGGUUUUACUCAUGGUUGCUUACCAAUGCAAAGAUGGGAUGAGCUAAACAAUUUUCUUCUUCUAAAAAUAUGUUUCAGGGUUAAAGUUAUAUUUGGAUUAAAUGAUCUUACCGGAAGAUCUUUUACUUGUGAUGUUGGCGUUGUUGCUGCUGUUGGACUUUGGAACUAUGCCAAUGCACCUGGUGUGGUUUGUUUCCUCUUCCUUUCUUCUUCCUUUCCUCUUCCUUUCUUCUUCCUUUCUUCUUCCUCUCAAACCCAAAUUCCCAAAUCAAAUUUCCUCCAUCCCAAAUUGUUGAAGAAGAAUAAGAGAAAUUUGAAGAAGAACACCAAGAGCUACACAAGAAAAAGCAAAUUAAGUGAAGAAAUUAUAUAG
This is a messenger RNA of Vicia faba (fava bean), 699 nucleotides long. Lineage: Eukaryota; Viridiplantae; Streptophyta; Magnoliopsida; Fabales; Fabaceae. The record is from the annotation of a GenBank genome assembly.